Messenger RNA from Corticium candelabrum, 2546 nucleotides. RefSeq names its product A disintegrin and metalloproteinase with thrombospondin motifs 7-like. The transcript has 16 exons. Gene Ontology annotation, biological process: extracellular matrix organization; proteolysis. Gene Ontology annotation, molecular function: metalloendopeptidase activity. Bases 98 to 2371 code for a protein of 757 amino acids. Lineage: Eukaryota; Metazoa; Porifera; Homoscleromorpha; Homosclerophorida; Plakinidae. Gene Ontology annotation, cellular component: extracellular matrix. The record is from RefSeq and is a predicted model, not a curated record.
UGCUGCGUUUUACGCCUUGUAAUAAGUCUUGCACGGUCAGGUUUACUCAGUUGCCUUUGGUCUCUCACUUGGUGCAGCAGCAGCUGAGCGUUCAGAGAUGCCGCAAAGGUUCUCCUCUCGUUUCAUCCUACUUGCAGCCACGCUGCAACAGCUCGCACUCGCCGGUCCCACACCGCAAGCGGCCGUCGUCGUGCAGCUUUGGGAAAACUGGUCGACAUGGUCGACCUGCUCGAGACACUGCGGAGGAGGCGUGUCUAAGAGGACAAGGAUGUGCCUGAUAGAUGAAUCCGACGGCUGGGAAGGGAGCUUGACACCUACACUCUGUCCUGGAGACGACCGACAGUACAGAUCUUGCAACACACAGACCUGCAGUGAAGAGGAGAGUGUGAGCGACUUCAGAGAUUUGCAGUGCUCUCUGUUCAACUCGAUGAGUCACAACGGAAGGUAUUACGACUGGCUGCCCUACACCAAGAAUGACAAUGGCACUAUUAAUUCAUGUGCACUCAACUGUUACCCCGAUGGAGAAGAUUUCUUUGUUACCCUAACUGAAGAGGUUGUUGAUGGGACUUCAUGCUCUGAUGACAUUGGCCAUCCUGCCGUUUGUGCUGAUGGCACGUGUUUGACAACAGGUUGUGAUGGACUAAUUGGAUCCACCCUGAAGUAUGAUGAAUGUGGUGUUUGUGGAGGAAACGGCAGCACUUGUUUUCUUGUAACUGACCAAUUUGAACGCAGUGUGCAAAACAGAAACUAUUACACUAUUGCCAUUAUUCCUGCAGGGGCAAGGACUAUCCACAUUCAGCAGCUUCGACCAACAAAAAGCUACCUUGCUGUUUUCGAUGUUGCUGCCAAUAAGACAGUCCUUAAUGGAAACUGGACAGUCAACCUACCCGGUUUAUACCACAUCGCAGGCACAGUAUUCAAGUACAUCAGACAGUCUGUGCUCAUGCGACAACAUACACAAGAUUCAUUGUACGCGCCAGGACCAAUCACAAAUCAACUUAUCAUUCUAAUGAUGGUGUCGGGAAAAGGACAACAUUCCCACCAAUUUAACUACUCCUACACGAGACCAAAUGAAGACAAAGGAUCAAGUGUAACGAUGCCACCAAACUACGAACACCAGUUCUUAAAUACAAAAUAUCCCGGACAGCCUAAUCAAGAGCAAGAAAAGUCACGAAAAAACAAUGUGCCACCUGAAGGAGGAGUAAUAAAAAAUAAUUCUAACCAAAUAUCAAAGAAACCUAAGUGGGCCGAGGGUCCUUUUAGCAGUUGCUCACAAUCAUGUGGAACAGGCUUUAAAGUAGCUCAGUACCAAUGCAAGCAAGGCAACCAAAUUCUCAAUGACUCAUUAUGCACGAAAGCAAAGCCAGAUGAUAAACUUAAAAACUGCCGAACAUUUGACUGUCAACCAAACUGGAAAAUUGGUAUGUGGACCAGCUGCUCUCAGACCUGUGGAGGUGGAAUGAGAACAAGGACAGUUGAAUGUUGGCGGAAACCAGCUGAUGGCCCUUUGCAGCAAACACCAGAAAAAUUCUGUCCAAGUGUAAAACCAGCCGCAAAAGAAUUAUGCAAUAAAGAGAUUUGUUGGAAAGGAUGGUGGAACGCACAUAAAUGGCAGAAGUGUAACAACACGUGUGGUAAUGGCUACCAGCGUCGGCAUGUUCACUGUUUGUCUCUCACAACCAACGACCCAAUACCUGAAACGUACUGCAACCCAAGAACACAGCCAUCUAAACGGCAACCAUGCUACAGCCGACAGUCAUGCUAUAGCCUCUGGUUUACAGGACCCUGGCAACCAUGUCACGCAAAGUGUGGCAUGGGAGUUCAAAACAGAACCACCUUCUGCUACGGCACAUUAACAGGUGAUCUGGAUGAUCGUACAGAACUGCCAGAUAUGUUUUGUGAUCCCGAUAAAAGAGCUGGGAUACAAACAACAAGAACGUGCAAGCCAAAGCCUUACGUGCCUUGUCCUCCUGACUGGGUUCCUGGGAACUGGACAGAGUGCAGCAAAACUUGUGUGACAACGAAGCAAUACCGAAACAAAACAAACUGCAUGGAAAAUGGCAAGUCGACAUUUGGUCUAUGUGACACUGACACCGAAGCCUAUCAAUCCAGAAGCGUAACAUGCAUGUAUGAUGGCAAGCGAGCCCCUGGUCAAUGUGAUAUAAUCCCUAAGCCUUACGAGUACAAACACUGUUCAUCUCUUCCUUUCUGUACCAGCUGCAUUGACAGAAAGCCAAGUUUUUGUCAGUUGCUCAAGAAUCCGCACUUUCAAGAAAUUCAGUUGUGCUCGUAUUCCCAGAAUCGACACAACUGUUGCAAGACGUGCCAUGAACUGGACGAAGAAAAAGACAGAAAAACUCAACCUUUAUGAGUCUGUUAGUCAGUCCUUCAGCCCAGGGACUAUUUUCUUAUUGAAACUUUGUUGCAUCGCAGAAUAAUAUAAUAGAACAGAUGAGGGUGGUAGACAGGUUUCUGGUAUAGUAUAAGAUGAUAUACUGGCAACUAGAAUUUGACUUUAAUUACAUAAUAUUACUUUGAGAGUUUGA